AUGUCGCUGUCCCAAGGAUCGCCACAGAAGAAGCGACACCACCACGACGGCCUAACGUCACCAAAGUCGUUCUCCAAUCCGUCCUCGCCCACCAAGAAGUUGAAGAAGAGCAAAUACGCAAAUGCUCCCUCUGCGAUGUUGUCGAAUGCGGACGAACUUCUUCGUUCUGUUUCUGCGUCCCCUUCCAAAGCGUUGGGAUCCUCUUCACGCUCGGCACCACCAUCACCCUCCCGCAGCAAUCAUGCUUCCACCUCCAACGGCUCCGACCCAGCAGCCUGGAUCAGAGAUGCCCUCAAGAACGUCGACCAGCGCAUCCUCGAUUCUCGCACAGCACUGCCCAUCACUUCCGGCAAGGAAGCCAUCAUCGAAGCCGUACGCAACAACGACACGGUCGUCAUCCUCGGUGAGACGGGUUCCGGCAAAACCACCCAGAUUCCGCAAUUCCUCUUCGAAGCGGGCUUUGCACGCCGGGCGCCAAUUCAGAUGAUCGGCGUCACACAGCCCAGACGAGUCGCCGCAACCUCUCUGGCUCGACGUGUUGCGGUCGAGAUGGGUCAGCCUGAUCCUGCAGUGCUGCCCAGCGUCAAGGGCAAGGCAAGAACCGCCGCAGGUGGGCUGGUAGGCUACAGCAUUCGCUUCGAGGAUCGCACCACGCGCAACACUCGCGUCAAGUUCAUGACCGACGGUAUGGUGUUGCGAGAGAUGAUCGGUGAUGCUGCAGCUAGCUCGACCAAUUCUGCCAGCGCAAGCUCGCCGGCGUUACGGUCCAAUUUGCUGCUCAAGUACUCGGUUUUGAUCAUCGACGAAGCACACGAAAGGACAUUGCGAACGGAUCAGGUACUAGGUCUCGCAAAAAGGAUACAGCGCGAGAGGAAGGCGAUCCGCCAAUCUUGGAUCGCACGUGGUAAACCAUCCGGCGAGCCAGAGGUGACCGAACUCAAGAUCAUCGUCAUGUCUGCCACACUCGAUGCCGAUCGAUUUGCCAACUUUUUCGCGACACCCUCCACCGCUCUUGCCGUGAGCCCGAGCAUCGCUGAUUCCAAAAUCCUCGUCGCUGCCAACGGUAAGCAAGAAGUGCCCAUUCUCUACGUCAAAGGGCGUCAGCACGAGGUCACCAUGUUUCACACCGAUCAACCCGCACAAGAAUGGACCGAUGCCGCACUGCGCACCGUGCUCCAGAUCCACGUCUCCCGCCCACCCGGUGACAUUCUCGUCUUCAUGACCGGUCAAGAAGAGAUCGACACCCUGGCGCGCUCACUCGAGCUCUACUCUUCCGAACUUCCUGCUUGGGCCGAGGCGGAAGGGAAACAGCUUCCCAUGGCGGUCAUGAUCGCACCGCUCUACGCAGCUCUCGGUCCCAGUGCCAGCGCAAAGGUGUUCGGUCCGACGCCGCCUCGCACGCGCAAGAUUGUGCUGGCGACCAACAUUGCGGAAACGAGUAUCACCAUUCCCGGCAUCGUCUUUGUGGUCGAUUGCGGGUUGGCGAAGGAGAAAAUGUAUACGCCGGGCACGGCAGUGGAGACGCUUCAGGUACAGGAGAUCAGUCAAUCUGCGGCGAGGCAGAGAGCGGGUCGUGCGGGUCGUGAGCGUGCGGGAGAGUGUUAUCGGCUGUACACUCAGGAGGCGUUUCAGAAUCUGCCGUUGGCAGGUACACCCGAGAUCGUUCGUACGGACCUGGCGGCGGCUGUUUUGCAGCUUUGCGCUAUGGGUCAGGACCCGUACACGUUCGACUGGCUGGAUCAACCCGAUCGUAUUGGUCUGCAGGAAUCCGUGCUCCAACUGAUCCAGCUCGGCGCGCUCAAGAUCGAAGCCGUCCCUCCUACACCGACCAGCAACGGCCAAGUCAACGGUAAACAAGCCAAAACAUCUGCAAAACUAGCCCUCACGCCGAUCGGAAGCAAGAUGGCCAUGCUUCCCGUAUCACCCGCCUAUUCACGGUCGCUCAUCGCUGCCGCCGACCGCGGACCUACUGUAGCACGACAGACGCGCGAUCUGAUCGCCAUCCUCUCUUCGGACCGUUCGAUCCUCAUCGAACCUUCCGACCCUGAAAAGCGAGACGAGGCCAACCGCGCCAAAUCCACGUUCGUGCAUCCUACGGGGGAUCAUGCAACACUCUUGACCGUGUUGUACUCGUAUCUUGCCGAAGUGGACAAGUCACGCUCCAUGGCCAAGGGUAGGAAACUCGAGGGGAAAGUGGAUGUGAAGGUGGUCGAGAAGGAAGCGAGGGAAGGAGUGAAAGCGUGGUGUAGCAACCACUAUGUGUACGAAAAGGCGGUCAAGAACGUCUUGCACAUCAGGAAGCAAUUGAGGAACAUCUGUAGACAGCAAAAGAUUGUCUGCGAUGAUGAUCCGGAUCAGCUCGUCAACGGGGCCGAUGCAGAAUCAGAUCCAGACAACCUUGAUUCAGACUCGGACACCUCUUCAUCAUCGCAACCCAAUCGAGACGGUCUUUUCGUCACUCGCAAGCCGACCUCCACAGUGACACAAGAUACCGAAGAAGACCAACACUACAUCGGUCUACGACAAUCGCUCCUCGAAGGACGCAUAUCCAACGCGGCGCUGAAGAACCCUUCGGCACCUAAUACAUUCAAACGCAUCAUCACGUCCGCAUCCUCCAGCGGGUUGUUCAAAGUUCACCCUUCGUCGACGUUGCAUCCGAGCAAAAUGGCGAGGGAGGGAGGCGGGAGGAAGAUGGACGCGAUCCUGUUUGAGGAGUUGGUGUUUACGAGUCAGACGUUUGCUAGAACGGUCAGUACGAUCGAGCCUAGUUGGUUGCAAGAGUUUGCGCAACGCGGGUGA
This is a messenger RNA of Pseudozyma hubeiensis SY62, 2799 nucleotides long. RefSeq names its product pre-mRNA splicing factor. The record is from RefSeq and is a predicted model, not a curated record. Bases 1 to 2799 code for a protein of 932 amino acids. The transcript has a single exon. Gene Ontology annotation, molecular function: ATP binding; RNA binding. Gene Ontology annotation, biological process: maturation of SSU-rRNA from tricistronic rRNA transcript (SSU-rRNA, 5.8S rRNA, LSU-rRNA). NCBI's taxonomy places the organism in Eukaryota, Fungi, Basidiomycota, Ustilaginomycetes, Ustilaginales, Ustilaginaceae. Gene Ontology annotation, cellular component: intracellular anatomical structure; nucleolus.